Oncorhynchus nerka (sockeye salmon) is the source of this 961-nucleotide messenger RNA. RefSeq lists its product as uncharacterized. NCBI's taxonomy places the organism in Eukaryota, Metazoa, Chordata, Actinopteri, Salmoniformes, Salmonidae. The coding region runs from base 224 to 961 and encodes 245 amino acids. The transcript has 3 exons. The record is from RefSeq and is a predicted model, not a curated record.
AGCAAGCCAGCAAAGUAUGGCAUCAAGAUAUGGGUGGCACAAUCCAGCUACGCUUGGAAGAUGCAAGUCUACACAGGAAAGCCGACCAGUGGAGGCCCAGAGAAGAACCAGGGGACGCGGGUUGGGCUUGAUGUGACAGAGACUGAGGAGGCACAAUGUCACUGGUGACAAUUUCUUCACCUCUUAUGAACUCAGCCAGCAGCUCCUGAAGAGGAAGAUCACCAUGGUUGGCACAGUUAGAAAGAACGAGCCUGAGAUCUGCCUGCACUCCUCUCAACAAGGGGGAGAGAGGUCUUCUCAUCAGUUUGCCUUCACCCCCACCACCACUCUAGUUUCUUACCUCACAAAGAGGAACAAGAAUGUGGUCCUCCUGAGCACACUGCACAACACAGCUGAGAUCAGUGAUCGUGAGGACAGGAAGCCAGCCAUCAUCCUGGACUACAACCACAACAAAGGAGGCGUGGACAACCUGGACAAGGUGAUUGGAACUUACAGCUGCAGGAGGAUGACUGCCCGCUGGCCCCUGGUCACCUUCCAUAACGUCAUUUAUGUGUCCUCAUACAACGCCUUCGUGAUAUGGAACAAGAUCAACCCUACCUGGAUGCCUGAUAAGCGGAACAAGAGGAGGGUGUUCCUGGAGCAGCUGGGAAAGGCACUUCAAAUCACCCCUGACAGCCACACUGCCAAAGUGAGACCACAGAUCACCGCUGACAGCCACACUGCCAAAGUGAGACCACAGAUCACCCCUGACAGCCACACUGCCAAAGUGAGACCACAGAUCACCCCUGACAGCCACACUGCCAAAGUGAGACCACAAAUCAGUUGCGUACCUCUUCCAGGCACCCACACAGCCGCAGGCACCCACACAGCCGCAGGCACCCACACAGCCGCAGGCACCCACACAGCCGCAGGCACCCACACAGCCGCAGGGAGCAAUCCUGUGCUGCUGGAGAUGAUCUAG